This is a messenger RNA of Spirometra erinaceieuropaei, 8161 nucleotides long. The record is from the annotation of a GenBank genome assembly. NCBI's taxonomy places the organism in Eukaryota, Metazoa, Platyhelminthes, Cestoda, Diphyllobothriidea, Diphyllobothriidae.
AUAGGAUUAUGCUACAUGGUGGUUAAUAUUACAGUCCUACUUAAUUGAUCUAUUCGAGUCGAAAAUGCAUUUCAGAAUUUAGUUUAACAUUUCAUGAGUUAGCAAGCCUACUGUAAAAAGCCUAGCUUAAAAUCAACGAAAACAAAUUUUUGAAAACGGAUAAUUUAUCAAAUAGCAAAAAAUUUGACUAAGCCGGCCAGUAUAAGAUUUUCGCAAAACGCUGACACAUCUCUUUUGAGCAAUUUGCGUCCAAAUUAAAAGGUUUGGGGAAAUACACUGACGCUGACACCCUCCUUAGGCUUGCGGAAAACACUUUUUUUCAAGACACAAGGUGUGGUAAAGUCCAAAGGAAGAGCCGCACAGGGUGAGUUGAGAGAUUGGGAUUUCGAAUUUAAGCGCAUAAGACUGAAUCAUUCAGUCAUCGCCUCGCGUCACCUAUUUUUAAAAACAAUGUUUUAACCACGAAUUCACCAAGGUAACAAAUACACGUGGCCUACAGCGACAAGUUGCUAUUAAUACACUGCGCUGUACGCUGAGGGGGAAAGUGCGCGAGUAUGGCUCUGUCGGACCUCGAAAACCAAGCACAUCUUGGGAACUGCUUAAAAUGUUCUGUUAAAUUCUAGGCUAAGCGUGGCUGAGCUUGCUUGGCAAACUCUGCAGAUUUGGGAAACAUGCAUACUGAUUGAUCUUUCUCGAGUAACAUCGUCUGCUGUAAAUGCGUUUGUUUGAAUGACAUCUAAUUCUCUUGACCUCCGGUGAUUGUAGUCAAUACCAUUUUUAUUUUACGCAUUUCCGCCAGAUAGAAGUCAGCACUUAAACAGAAAUUUUCAAAUGUCACUCUUGUGGCGGCCAGCCACCAUGACCAGUCUGGCGUCAUUGGUUAAGACCUCGCUUCAGUGAGCCCUUCCAGACGCGCUGACCUGAAGUCACACGACCGACAGCUCCGGCGUACCUGCGUCCGCACAGCCGCAACUGUCCAUGCGGCCACUUGAACGCACCCUCCCCGUGCAACCACAACCUAAGCCACUAGAGCACUACCCCUCGGCAAAUGUAACACACACUGGCUGGCCACCACUUGAGCUUGGACCACGAGGCUACAAAAGCGACGGCCACUGUCAGGGACCUCGCAGAUAUGACUGGACGUAGUCAACACCAGCCCUGGCAUCGCCGGUGCCCACUGCCGCCUGAGAGGACAACUCCGGGUUCUGUACACAAUAAAGCCCUCAUUUUGGUGUCUUCCGUUUUCUUCCUUCAAACAUGGGAUUUUGCCCGAAGAUAGUAGCGUUCUGAGUACAGACAUACACACUCACACCGCUUGAUCACGAUAAAUUGGUGACCAGCGAUCUCCAGACGUGGUUGAACCGCAACUGACACUCUCCAUGAACGGACGCUUAUCUCUGUCGCAAGCAAACAGCCAACUUACGGCAACCUGCCCUGCGUAUAGAAUAAACUAGUCCCCACAGCUCCCUAACUUCUGACAUUACACGAAACGAACUCAUUGUGCGUGGUUUAGGUUGAUCUCACAUCCUUGACCGCCAUACUCUUGCCUUGACCAUCAUGACCGCCGAUGUCCGCAGUGUGCUCCAAAGCCGGGCGAGAGCAUGCGCGGUGACUCGCGCAGCAGCUCCCGCACUCUCUCUCCUCCUCCUCCUCCUCCCCAUAUGGGCCCGAGCUCAAAACAUAGUUAAGAAGGCCAGAGGUGAUGGGGGGCGCCGGUGGAUGGCACAGCACGAUUUCAACCAGCAACAAAACUUGGUCAGAAAGGGCAGAGGAUGACACAAGUCACUAGGCAACCAGACGCACGGUCUGCAUACCCAGCGGGGGUAAACGCAUCUAUCGGCUGGAAACAACAUGCCAGGGAACUGCCAACGCACACCCGGCUGCGAGAGCCAUGGUUUGUCGAUUAUGGCAUAGCAGACGCAUAAAAUGCUUAACGUCCUGGUUGCUUUUAUUUGCCCACUGCAUGUGGUUAAAGAGGCCGACACGAGAUUCGUCCAAGUUUUGUCACUGCAAAGGUAUCCACUCAGUUGUCCGUCCCACAGCGUUCCGCAUAUGAGUUCUAAUUGGUAACUUCAUUUCGGAAAUUACGAUCUACAGUGUCGCCCGAACUUUAUAAACAAACAUGUAAUGAUGUUUUCAGACUGGAAUUCAUUACUCGCCCGUUGUAUUUGAGUCAAAUAUCAGUAGAAGAGGGGGAAAGGUGCAUUUAGGAGAGUUUGUAUGAAAGGGUUUUAUUUAAAACAUGCUGCCAAUAGAAUUGCAAGCAGGUGCAAGCAGGAAGCUCCUUCUCUAGUCCUGAACGAACUGAACAAGUUAUGCAUUUUGCUUUCAAGAUGCCAAAACCCACAUAGGCGGACGCCUCAGCAGUAGAAGAAUAUGACAACUGGUUCUUACCGUAGUGGAAUGCAUACUGAUACUUGCAAAUGGCCACCAUAGUAGUGGCUAAUAGAUUUUCAGUUCGUCAGACCUAACAAGGUCUAAUCUCUAACAGAGCGCAAAAUGCGCGCUUUUUAGACCAACACCCCUCUGAAAUUGGCUUAUAUUACGAGCUUUGAAGGAUUCUACAGGAUUGCCUUCAUACCGCCGUUGAAAAGUUUUUGAGACGAACCCAGAAGAUGGCAUAAAUCAGUGCCUCACAUGACAGCGAUGACCUUGGCCUGUCAUCGUCACCUGUACAUGUAGGUUCGUCUCGGCGACAUGGAGCGCGUAUGUCAAACUCCUGGAGCAGUGGAUUUUUGCGCGCUUUGAUCUGUCGAAGAAGCGCGAAAAGUCCAUAGCCGACAUCUUAUGACUUCAUCAGAAGGAUAAGCGGAGAUUACGCAGAAAAGCCAGCCGACAAUCGAUGUUCACAUGGCACAGACGUGACUUUUAGGCAAAAAUGUAACAUCCGACUCUCCCAAAAAUGGUUACUCGGGGGUCUCUCAACUUUGUCCUUAUUUUGCGUUUUCACGCCACCGCCCUCGAGGUAUUCAGACGGGAGCUUGAAGACCAAGAGCACGACCGCGGCGAUUCAUGCGCUCCCAAAGUGUGCGUUUAUAUGAGAAAUCGAGGUUGAUCGCGGUAACAGUCAGUACAUUCAUAUUAGAUUUUGGACCUGUAAAACUGUCCAUCAUCGUUGCUGCAUAUGAAAGACACGUCAUCUGCUUUCUCAAUGCACGUCGGGGCAUGAAUCCUCGGCUAGAAAGUAAGCUGCGUCAGUUGACCCUUACGAAUCAACAUGUGACUGAUCGGUAGACCAGACCAUGGUACAGUUCCCGGAGGUCGAAGCCGCCUAGCGGCUUUCCAUCCCCCUCGUUGUCCCCUCCUCCCUCUAGCGCAUUAAAAUCCUGUCCGCAAAGGGAAAUUCAUGGACUGUUUCUUGGACGCAUGCUAUCACGUGUGACAACGGGUUUCUCUCCUUCCGCGCGUCCAGUCUUCAUGAAAUCUAUCCUUUGUGUUUCGAGGGCGACUUGUGACAUCAUAUCUGGCUGCGGACAGUUGAUGACUGACCUGACAUUCGGUUGCGCGUUACCCGUCUGACAGGUCAAUAGUUGCUGGAUACUCAGGCUUUUGAUGUCAAUAGCUCCUUGAGUCGGCAUUCCGAUCAACCUCCCGCAUGUUGGGUACUGCGUCUUACAAUCGGACGAUGCGACGCCUCCUUUAGUCCAUGGCACGCAAUCGUCGUGCACUGAUACACUCUUCCUUCAUAAUUGUUGAUUGUGCGUCCAAUAGCAAAGACCGUCUCGGAGGUCAAGCUGCCUUCUUAAUAAUAUCUGAAACCUUUUCUGCCCUGCAGACAUUCGCCCAUGUUGUGCCUAAAACUGUUAAUGGCUUGAAGGAACCGGCACUAAGCGGCCAAGUUAGUCUUCACGUUAAAUGCAUUCCAAACCUUAGGAUCCACUAGAUAAACUCAAAAAUUUAACUGCAAUUAUACCUCUGGUUAAGUAAGCUUAGUUUUUAACCUCUAGGAUGAUGUUCGCAGUCAGUUCUUACGACCAGAAUUGUAAUUCGAUUUGGCGAGGUUUGGUCCUGCAUCCCCUCCUGAGUGAUGCAAUAUGCUUAGCCUUCGAAUAAAAUUCUAGUAGAUGCAAAUACGCUGACUUUCCAAACAUCACGUAUUGGCAUCUUCUCACCAUUUUAAUCCAGCGCGUGACUGUGCCACGGGGAGGAGGGCAGCUUAUACUCCAGCCUCGGUUGCUUCAGGUAUCAGUUCACAUGCGUUUCGCUGCGCGUACUUCGAGCCCUGCUUGCGCCCUCUUCAUUGCCUUAAUUCAUCGAUCGGCUAAGUUGACUUACUAAUGGAAUUGGUCGGACGAUGUGGAACUCCGUAAGUUCCACUACAGUGGCCAUGCACUGCGAAUUACCACGCGGCUUCCCCCAUGGACUUCCAGUUUUGAUUGCGCCCUCCUUGUCCUCUCAAUCCACUGAGUAGCUGUGUGGGAAGGGGGGGAGUGUGUACACGCCACCUUCACUUGCCUCCCUGCGAGUGCUUUAAGCUCUGCUUGCCCUCUCCUCCCCUUCCUAAUUCAGCGAGUUGUUAAGUUAGGUAUGCUGACUAAUAUUGUUUUAGUAGGCUAACCAUGUGGUAUCAGUCAGGUACGGCUGGAGAACUAAACCUCCCCGAUUAUUUUUAACCCCUGGGAAGAUGUUUGCAGUCAGUUAUUACGACCAGAAUUGUAACGCGAUUUUUCGACUGGAGUGAAAAGAAAGGAACAUUUGAGAAUAAUUUUAUCAUCAGGAGUGUGCGACCGAUGCGGCACUUAAGGCAGAAUACGACGCAUAGAAGUGCAUACACUUCGAAACUGUUUCCGUGCUAGUUGAAAUCAAAUUAUCGGGAUACCGAAAUGGUGUCGCGUACUUAGAAUAAGAGUUACCAAGCCAAGAUAUUUUUGACUGCAUACGUGCUAUUCUUUUUGACAACCGUUUCGCUAGUAGGCUAACAUACCUAAAGCUUGUUUCGAAUCCUCUCAAAAUUCUAUUUUAAUAUUAAUAAAUACUGAUAGGCACGUCAGUCAAAUGUUUUUAUUUGAUUCUUAUUUUCCACGGUGGGUUAUCAAAAUUAUCAUUUCAGACUUCAUCCAGGAACGGUGAAGAAGCUUAUGACUAAAUAUACUUUUAAUACUUUUAUGAGAUUAUUUAUUUUUUCCAAAAGUAAGCUAGGCCAAUUUGCUUCUUGAAGGGAAAUGCGUUUUUUAUGUAAAAUGCCUUGUGUUCAAAAAGUAAGGUGUCCGGCGAAUUAUGGAUGUCUUUCCCCUAACAAAUUCGAGUUUAAUAAGGCGACGUAAACUGCCCUCGUUUAGAAAAUGUUCAAAUUUUUUUAAAAAACUUCCAAUGUUUCCUACAAAUUAGAAGGAGAGUAGUAAAUUGCUUAGUAAAUUUGAGAACGUUGCUCGAAAAUAGGAAUUUCCGGGUGUCGUGAGAGUUAUAAAAGGUUCAUAAUAUUAACAUUGCCCAUUUGUUCGGGGCCACGAUUGUCAGGUAAACGUGCGUCAACACAAAGUUGAAAGAACUGAAAUUCUCCAAGACUGCGUGAAAAUUAAACAUGAAUCCUAGCGGAUAAAAUAUCUUUUUUAACAAAAGGAAAUACUUUUUCAUGCGCAGAGUUAAAAUGAACACAUAGUAUAUUCAUGUUUACCGGGAUUCCAAAAGAACCUCUAGAACUUACCCAACGUCUUGUCCUUCGCAAAAAGAUAUUUUAUUUGCCAGGAUUCGUGUGUGAUUAUUUUCCUCACUCUUGACAUCAAAUUUUUAUUUGGAGUCAAAUUUAUCGGUGGGCUACAAAGUAACAUUUGGGAAGGUGGUAAAAUUUAACUUCUUCACUCUGACCAACCUGUGAAAAACUUGGUGCCUCGGUGGAACUCGAACCCACGACAGAAAGAGGAAGGCUUUAGCACAGCCUUUAGUACGGCUUUAGUAAAGCCUUCACCUUGCUGUCUUAGGUUCGAAUCCCACCUAGGCAUUGAGUUUUUCACUAUUGGUUCAAAGUGACUUAUUUGAAAUCUGCCAAAACACCACUGAAUUUUAAUUCUAACUAUCACGUCAGUUAUUAAACCUGGAAGGGACGUGAAAGGCUGUCUAACCCAAAUGCUUCAAGUGGAACUACCUGAGGAGCUUAAAGAUAGGCAUCUAAUCCGUCAGUGCUGCCCGCAAUGCGUAGACAAUUAAGGCCAUUCUUGCAUUCCGCACCUCAGUAAGUGAAGUGCAAGUUGGAGCAUUUACGCGUGACUUGCUGGGAGUGAUAAGAACCCACCAGAUAUUGUGCCCCGUGGGGCUGUAUAAGACGGUUUGCGUAUAUUGACCUGUCUGGUUGCUAGGCGAUGACUUAAAACAAAACCACCACCCCAACAUGUCAGUUGUGAAUUGGUUGUAGGCGUAGCGUGUGUGUGUGUGUGUGCAUCUAUAAAAGCCCUGUACAUUCUCAAUUCCAACAUUUGUUCCAGUUGGCUACCUGUUUAACACAGCAAACUCGGUAAGUGUGAGCAUUUACGAAUCUUCCUCAUGAGAGGCUGAGAUGAGUUCUUCCACAGUCUGUUUCCAUAACAGUUACAUUUAGGCUAAAUGAUCUUAACCUGACAGAAAUAUGCAAUAAGUUGAAAUUACUUGUAAUUUAUGAAGCAUUGUAAAUCCUGGAAUACAGUUCUUGUGGCUUUUGCGCGGUUUGUUGCCCAGUAAAGUCUACCAUUUGCUUUGAAAUAUUACUAUACUUGAUACAAAAUAAGCCUAAAGGGCUUUUUUUUCAAAUACCAUGUGCGUCCUUCGGGCAUGGUUGAGUAAUAAAGUUCCCCUUUUCUUUUCAGCGGUUAACAACAUGUGUUGCGCGGUUGCAGCUCUACUCAAGUUUGUCAUCUCCACAGUGAAUGUGGUGUUGGGGGUAAGGUUUUUCUUUGCCACAUUUUGACGCGUAAACCAUCCUUAUUCUGAGGAGGCAUAACGCUGACCUUUUAUGAACCGUCAAUUAUUCAAAUUCCAUUGUAACCACUACGCAACCGCUCAAAACAUCUCCUUUUUUCCCCAAAAAACAGAUUGGAUUCCUCGUUGUGGCGCUGAUGGGAGUCCUUCUAAAGUCGUCCGCCUCCUUCGUCAAGUCCCUCCUUAACAAAGCUCUCAGUUUUGGCGGUAAAAUUGAGGAUGAACAAGCCAACUAUCUGACUAAUUUUGUCCUUGAUAAUUCAAGUAAGUUUUGUUAGAACUGCCUAAGUGGAACAUUAAACAACGUAAAGACCUCCCCUAGCCUUGUGACAGCGCAGAUGCGGUAAAAAAGGCACGUUUCCGCUUGCAUUUUAGCCGGUGUCUCUGUCAUACUCAUCGUGGUUGGCUUGGCGCUGGCCAUCCUCUGUUUCAUUGGCGCUUUUGCCUCCUGCUGUGCUUGUGGAAUUCUCCUUAAGAUUGUAAGCAAAUUUAUUUAUUUUUUUACAAAAUGCUACUUCCAUUGGCCCUUGAUUUGGUCAGAAUAUGCAGGACUGGGCACACAAUUUGAUCGAAGGCUCUUUUAAGGAGUGCGUAGGCUUUAACAAAAACAUCCAUAUUUUGUGGUGCUUUCGUAUUUUUGAGUUUACUUGUCACGAAUAGCGGCCUGAUGUUUAGCCGGUCACUUGUUAUUUGCUUGACAAAGGCUACCUUGAAUAAAUCAAAUGGACACCCUAAAGAUAGGCCUGGAAAGCGAGAUUUUGUCAGAUGUGUUGUAGCACUUUUAAUGGCUUCACAUGACAUACUAUUAGAGGCAGGAAGUUAGCAUUUUACUCUGUUUUGUUUUUUUCUAGUAUGCAAUCAUUCUGGUCGUUCUCCUCGUUGCUCAAAUUAUCGCAGUGGCAGUCCUCUUCUCAAAUCCCACAAAGGUACCUACCAUUGCUGCUUGAAUCUUCAAGAAAAAUAUGCUUUCUUCUUUGUUCUUUUGACUGAUGCGACUUAUUCCUAAUAAAUCCCCCCAAGUUUCAUUUGACAAGAAGACAGUUACGCUGUUUGCUAGUCACUUAAAGGCAUAAUAUCUUUUUUUGAUUUCUAGCUAACACAAUCAAUUGACACCGCCAUGACGGAACUGCUGAAGCACUUCAACCAAACUGACGACUUUGGAAAAGCCUCAUCUGCAAUAUGGAUGUUAACUAUGACAGUAAGAAUACCAAUUAUUGAGUUUUCAUCAUGUUUUCUGCGACGGUGUUGUUUAAAAGACAGAAUAGGUGCAUAA